AUGGCCCCUUUUGUCAUCAAUCAGGUUAAGUUCGCCGAUUGCUACGUCCAAGACAAGGUCCCUGGAGGAACUGGUCUUUAUGCUGCUCUUGGCGCACGGGCUGUGACCGCAAAGAACGAGUCCUCGAAAGUUGGAUGUAUUGUCAUCGCGGGAUAUGACUUCCCCGACGACGUCCUCGGAUGGAUCCAGAGCUGGGGCAUGAACCUCUUGGUGCAUCGGGAAACCGGCAAAACUUCAACCAGAGGUCUCCUCAAGUACCACGAUAAGAAUUUUGCUGAAAAAACCUUUUCAUUCUUCGCAUCGCCGCUUCUUACGCAAGUCUUUCAUCUACACGGAUCACCUCUGCUCGGGGCAUCUGCAUUCCACUUUCUGGAAGUUCCAGAUAUACUCGAGGUCCAGAUUAAUCAGCUAAGAUCAACUCGAACUGUUUCCGCCAUUGGGGGGGUUCCAAAAAUUGUGUGGGAGCCAAAACCUUCGGCAUGUCAAAGUAACGGGCUCGACUCUCAUCUCCGUGCGUGUAAACUCGUCGACGUCUUUUCGCCUACCCAUAUCGAAUUGCAAUCCCUCAUCGGUUGUGACAUCAAUGCGUCCUUCAGCCGUGUCAGCAUUGAGAGCUGUGCCGAAAUUUUCCUGGCCUCGGGCAUUAGUUCUACUAGUGCUGGAUAUGUUGUGGUUCGCUGUGGCAAGUAUGGUAACAUGGCUCGGUCCCGCCAAGGGUUCUGCCAAUGGUUCCCUCCAUAUCAUACGUCUACAAGUCAUGUUGUCGAUGCUACCGGUUCUGGUAUUUCUUUUCUUGGUGGCUUCACUGUAGGCAUGAUAAAAUCUGGAGGAGACAUCACUGAAGGUAUGAUCUACGGAACCGUAGCUGCAAGCUUGGUCAUCGAACAAUUCGGUCUUCCCACCUGCCAAGCAUCAGCUUCUGUGGAAGUAUGGAAUGAUUUAGAUGUGGAGAAAAGGAUACGCGAGUAUCGCCAGCGAAUUCGACCGGCGUGA
Clonostachys solani is the source of this 993-nucleotide messenger RNA. NCBI's taxonomy places the organism in Eukaryota, Fungi, Ascomycota, Sordariomycetes, Hypocreales, Bionectriaceae. The record is from the annotation of a GenBank genome assembly.